AUGCCUCCGAGCAGUGGCACAAACCGAAUGGCCCAGUAUGCCAGGAAUGCAUCCAUGGACUCGGGCCUGCCAAACGGAAGCAACAACCCGUUGAACCAAUUGCGCCCAGAGGCAGCUGGCUUCCCUACUCGACAAACCAUCACCGAGUCUGCGAGGCUACCUGCCCCCAAGCCUCUCGCGUCUGCCAUACCCUUGGCGUCCCACCUCCGCCAGCCUGAGCUUGGCCCUGCCCAACCUCAAUCCGCACCGCCCACGCAUUCUCGUCUGCCUCUGCCCGAUAGCUCCCCGCCUCCACCGCAACGAAAGCGAUCCAACUCGCAGAGCAGCGAUGGGCCUGGUUUCUGGCCCGAGUCUCACAUAGAUAGUCAGUUUGGCUCGCCUACCACCCAACGCACUGAGCGAUACGACGCCGGCAUCGACGACCGCCUUGGUGCGCUGCCGCACGCGCUGCAAGCCGCUGCCGAAGUGCCUGCGAUGCCCAAGUUUGAGGAUACCCAUCAGCAAAUGGGAAACAACGGGAUGCCGAGCUUCAUCAUUGGAAAGGACGGCUCCAUGAGAGUGAUGCCAAAGAACCAACAUGCUUUGCCCAUUACACACGGCGGCAUGGUUCACUCGCGAGAGCAGCAGCUUGAGCAGGAUGCAUACUCGAGCGAACCUCUCUACAACAACCACUCUCCGCAGCGCCAGACAAGGAUUGCCAUUCACCCCACAGCCGUGAAGCGACCGUACGGACCCCCCGCCUUUGAGGAUGAUGAGGAAGUCUUCUCCGACGCUCCAACCCGUAGAGUUCCACAGCCUCAGCAAAGUUUGAGGCGUGUUAUCAGAAGAGAUAGGCCUCCGGAGUCCCGGCGAGCCGAACUCUUUCCAGAGGAAGAAGACGUCGACGGCAGCCUGGCUAGUGACUAUCCUGUUACGGAGGACGACCACGGCACUCCCCGGGCUAGUCGUAAGAAGAGUAUGCCAACGGAGGUGCCCCCCCUCGAAGGCCCACUUCCGAUUGCGGCCCGCGGCCAGCGAGACAAAUCACGGAAGCGACGUCGUGAUAAGUGCGACUACGGAGAUGAAGAGCUCCAGAGGAUGACAUACUCCCAACUACGCGAGCAACCCUUUGACGAAGAUCCUGCCAAGACAUCCCUUCCAACGGCUACGCCUCUGAAUGGUGACAGUCUUUCGGCCAAGCUCGAACAUUUCAAGGACCAGCGCGAACCAGACCAGAAAACAUUCUUUAGUCAGAUGAGUGUUGGCGACUGGGAACGUUCCGGUGACUGGUUCCUGGACCAGUUUGGAAUUGUUGCAAAGAAGUUGAAGGAGGCCCGCAAGGAGAAGCGAGACAUGGUUGAGCGCUUCGAGACGGAGAUUGCCAACAGGGAGGAGGCAGUUCGCGUCCGGACGGAGAACAUUACGAAGAAGCUGAGCAAGAUCCGCCACAAGGGCGAAGACAUGUUGGCAGACAAGGAGGUUUGA
Molecule: messenger RNA, 1464 nt
Organism: Colletotrichum fioriniae
Lineage: Eukaryota; Fungi; Ascomycota; Sordariomycetes; Glomerellales; Glomerellaceae
Biological process (GO): nucleolar large rRNA transcription by RNA polymerase I
Cellular component (GO): RNA polymerase I core factor complex
Molecular function (GO): RNA polymerase I core promoter sequence-specific DNA binding; TBP-class protein binding
Source: RefSeq, a predicted model, not a curated record